Messenger RNA from Aspergillus aculeatus ATCC 16872, 1324 nucleotides. RefSeq lists its product as uncharacterized. The record is from RefSeq and is a predicted model, not a curated record. The transcript is spliced from 4 exons. Bases 270 to 875 code for a protein of 201 amino acids. Lineage: Eukaryota; Fungi; Ascomycota; Eurotiomycetes; Eurotiales; Aspergillaceae.
GAUUUCUACAGAUAGCAUGUAUGUAAGAGGAAUUAACUGCUGCUGAGUGCCGUUGUGGACAUGGAAGGUCCAGAGCCUUUCAGAUUCGUGAUUAUGCACACAAAUACAUGACAAAGCAGCAUAUCCCGAGUCCCAAUCACGUGUACCAUUAUGGUUUUCCCUGGCGAUGAACCGAUUACUUGGGCAAUCGUUGGCCUGGAGGUGUAACUAACCAACGUACGAAGUAGAUCUGAGGGUAACAUUUGACUUCGAUGUCAACAGCGAGCAGGAUGAGUGAACAGAACAAGAGCCAGUCUACGUUUUUCCCGCUCGUCAAGGCAGGAGCUCUGAGCGGCUCUCUUGGACUGGUGUAUGGCGGUGUUGCAGGUGUCAUCCGGUCUCCUAAUCCGGUGAUUCAUUCUCUAUCUUGCGGUGUUCAAUGGGCUGCAACUGGGAGCGGUUUCUGGUUCUUGAGAGAGAACAUCUUAAAAUAUCAUUUCGAAAACAAUGCCGAUUCUAAGCAACGCGCUUAUGUCAGCGCUCUAUCAGGGGGCAUCGCUGGAGGCACUGUUACCCGACUACUAGGGGGUCGACUAAUUCCAGGAGUGGUGUUCUUUUCGGCACUAGGCUAUCUGGGCCAAAGCACUUAUAAUGCGAUCGACACAUGGCAAUUAGAAAAGGCCAACACUCCAUCGAAGCCGAUCCUUCAGCGGAUCGCCGAUUCAAAAUGGAUUCCGCUCAAGUCCCUCUCCGAUGAUGAUUACAGGGGGAUUUUGCGCGAGAAGCUCCUGAGCAUCGAGGCUGAGAUCGCACUCCUCGAUGAACAGAUUGAAGGGCUUGAGAAGCUCAAAUCUCAAGGGUCAGAUUUGUCCUCGUCCGACACAUCCACCAGGUGACCAGAAAAUCCAGCCCGUCAAUUUCUACCACGAACGGCCUUGGUGUAAUAGAAUGUUACGGGUUAACAUUUUCUCCCUGGCCCUUGAAGCGCGUAAGGUCUGGCUUGUUGCAACCCUUGACCUAGCCACGCCGAUGCGGAGUACCGCGAAGAUCAUGCGGCUAUUUGGCUAUUCUGGCAUCGAUGAUUGUUCUAAAGAAGGCUUGCUCCCCCAAGGCGAGCCCUAGUGAACCUACUGCCCGCAAAAGCGCAGUAGUUAUCACCAUGUAUAAUAUCACUCUACUAUGUUCCUACUUGUAUAACCCAAGAAUCACGACUAUACCACCCAGAUUAGAGCUGUUGAACUUGUUGUAGCAUGAACUUAGCUCUCUUUCAACGUCUUGUGCAAAUACUCAAAAGCCAUGAGACUUGAAAUAGCGUCAAACGAAAUGAGUUUGCCUCCUAUCUAGG